Messenger RNA from Necator americanus (New World hookworm), 399 nucleotides. RefSeq lists its product as uncharacterized. The record is from RefSeq and is a predicted model, not a curated record. NCBI's taxonomy places the organism in Eukaryota, Metazoa, Nematoda, Chromadorea, Rhabditida, Ancylostomatidae. The transcript has a single exon. Bases 1 to 399 code for a protein of 132 amino acids.
AUGAAAAGAUGUUCUCCUGUUCUUAACACUGCCAAUGGAGUGGCUGUCGGUGAAGCAACCCUUCCAAUUUGGAGGGAUCACUUCAAGAUCUUGCUGAACCGGCAAGCACCGUCAGCUCCUGAACUCGAGCACGUUCAUAGACCGACAUAUGCGGUUAACAAGGAAUCGCCGCCCGAGUCAGAGGUUCUAGUCUGUAUUCAAAAAAUGAAGAAUAGAAAAUCUGGUGGAGACGACGGAAUUAGCGCAGAAAUGCUUAAAUAUCUUCCUCCGUCUGCGAUUCGUGAGAUGACAAAGAUCAUCCGUUCAAUAUGGAUAGACGAAGGAUACCUGACUUGUGGAGAUGCGCUACCAAUCCCCCUCCACAAGAAGUUAUCCGUCACGGACCCUAGGAAUUAUUGA